AUGAUAAGACAGGCGACAGCUAAAGCAGCGCUCAGACGCGCAAUGAUGGCCUCAAUGGCUAGAAAGCAGUUUGCUUGUGGAACUCUUCGUCUAUAUUCCGCUGCAGCAGCCAAGACUACUGAGGCUGGAAGACCAAAGCCUGCACCUAGCUUCAAUGUGGAGGACUCCGCUAUUGAUGCCCCCAAGCUGAAGAAAAACGCAAACACCUCUCCCCAAAUGGAUGACUCGUUCAUCGGUUUAACUGGUGGUCAGAUUUUUCAUGAAAUGAUGAAGAGACACAACGUUGACACAGUUUUCGGUUACCCAGGAGGUGCCAUUCUUCCUGUAUAUGAUGCCAUCCAUAACAGUGAUUACUUCAACUUUGUGCUUCCAAAGCAUGAACAAGGUGCGGGUCACAUGGCAGAAGGCUACGCCCGUGCAAGUGGUAAGCCAGGUGUCGUUUUAGUCACCUCUGGGCCAGGUGCUACCAACGUAGUGACUCCCAUGGCCGAUGCACUAGCUGAUGGUGUUCCUAUGGUUGUAUUUACUGGACAAGUUGCUACCUCCGCUAUUGGUACCGAUGCUUUCCAGGAGGCAGAUGUCUUGGGUAUCUCCAGGUCAUGUACCAAAUGGAAUGUCAUGGUUAAGUCCAUUGAAGAAUUACCACGCCGCAUAAAUGAGGCAUUCGAGAUUGCCGUCAGUGGCAGACCAGGUCCAGUCUUGGUUGAUCUACCCAAGGAUGUGACUGCAGCUGUCCUACGGUCGCCUAUUCCUAUAAAUUCCACUCUCCCUUCUGAUGCAUUGGCCACAAUUACUCAGCGUGCUGCUAACCAGUUCACAAUGGAAAACAUUGAAAGGGCUGCUGAUUUAAUUAACGUCGCCAAAAAGCCUUUGCUAUAUGUGGGUGCCGGUAUCUUGAGUAGUGAGAAGGGUCCAAAAUACUUGAAAGAAUUGAGUGAACGUUGCAAAAUUCCAGUUACCACUACACUACAAGCUUUGGGUGCGUUUGAUCAAGAAGAUCCAAAGUCCUUGGACAUGUUGGGUAUGCAUGGUUGUGCUACCGCUAAUUUGGCUGUUCAAAAUGCCGACUUGAUCAUUGCAUUAGGUGCUAGAUUUGAUGAUCGUGUCACCGGUAACAUCUCUAAGUUCGCUCCCGAGGCUCGUAAAGCUGCUUUGGAAAACAGAGGAGGUGUUGUUCACUUUGAGAUAUCUCCCAAGAACAUCAACAAGGUUGUACAAGCUCAAGUUGCUGUCGAAGGAGAUGUCACCAGCAACCUAGAAAAGUUGAUACCUUUGGUUACAUCUAUCAAGGAAAGACCAGAAUGGUUUGGACAAAUUCAAUCCUGGAAAGAAAAAUACCCAUACGAUUACCAAAGAGAAACUCCUGAUUCCAAGAUUAAGCCUCAAACAGUCAUCACCAAACUAUCUAAACUUGCCAAUUCUUCUGGAAAGGAUGUCAUUGUAACCACAGGUGUUGGCCAACAUCAAAUGUGGGCUGCUCAACAUUGGACCUGGAAGAACCCCCGUACUUUCAUCACUUCUGGUGGAUUGGGAACCAUGGGUUACGGGCUACCAUCUGCCAUCGGGGCUCAAGUUGCCAAACCUGAUGCAGUUGUUAUUGACAUUGACGGUGAUGCUUCAUUCAACAUGACUUUGGGUGAGCUUUCUAGUGCAGUUCAGGCUCGUGCUCCAAUCAAAAUCUUGUUGUUGAAUAACGAAGAACAGGGUAUGGUUACUCAGUGGCAAUCUUUGUUCUACGAGCAUCGUUACUCCCACACUCAUCAACUUAACCCAGAUUUUGUCAAACUAGCUGAAGCAAUGGGUUUCAGAGGUAUGAGAUUGACGAAGCAAAAAGACGUGGACACUACUCUAAAGGACUUCAUGGACUACAGUGGUCCUGUUUUGCUAGAAGUUGAAGUGGAGAAAAAGGUACCUGUUCUUCCUAUGGUGCCAGCCGGUAAAGGAUUGGACGAAUUUAUCAACUUCGACCCCGAAGUUGAAAAGGAACAGAAUGCACUACGUCAUCAACGUACCGGUGGCAAGCACUAA
Messenger RNA from Lachancea fermentati, 2028 nucleotides. The record is from the annotation of a GenBank genome assembly. Lineage: Eukaryota; Fungi; Ascomycota; Saccharomycetes; Saccharomycetales; Saccharomycetaceae.